This is a messenger RNA of Laccaria bicolor S238N-H82, 1644 nucleotides long. RefSeq lists its product as uncharacterized. The coding region runs from base 1 to 1644 and encodes 547 amino acids. Lineage: Eukaryota; Fungi; Basidiomycota; Agaricomycetes; Agaricales; Hydnangiaceae. The record is from RefSeq and is a predicted model, not a curated record. The transcript is spliced from 13 exons.
AUGUUGGAGCUCACCAAGAUGGAAAGUGCUGUGGCACCUUCCACACUUCUGCAGCCUACGCAAGCCAAGUCAACACCAUGCUCUGCGCAUUGUUCGGCUGUCACGUUAUACAGACCGCCGGAGAAGAUCCCGGGUCUUUCCAAUACAAUUCCGAACUUGAUUGCGGUUUCAAGCACAGAAUUCGAUAGGUGGGGGCGGAAUGUUAAAGUACCGAAACUUGAUGGGGAGAUCGAGCACAUAAUCCAACCAAUGACAACCUGUUUCCCUUUGCUUGACGCACCAGAUAACUGGCGGUCUUUUGUCCAUCCCGAAGGCGCUCUCUACUUUUUCGAUGACUCCCGGACUAUACCAGUGCUUACAGAUGGCUAUCUUUAUGAUAAGCACAUUUCCGGUUUUAUUGAAAGCUACAUCCGACGCAUUAUGGAGUACAUUUCCUCAUACGAGAUCACUUUGCCUUCCCAGACGGUCCUCGUCUUGGAACAACGGGAAAACGGGAAAUGUGGUUACUACUUUGCUGACCAUUCUCAUCAAUGCAUAUUUUGGCUUGAUGAUUUCGAUGCAAAUUCAUUGGUGUACGAGGUGAAGACAUGUCCUACCACUUCCCACCUUGGCCAAGAAAUUAGGUCUCAGUAUUGGCUCCACAAUGAGCUCUUUCCUCAUGUACACGACGUUCCGGGUGAAGCCCUCCGGGAGCUCACAGACAUCCUUACACACGCCAUUGGCGAUUCUCUGACUUCUCAAUCGGCAACUGUGCCAUACAGCUUAGAUGUGUUGAAAGAUAUGUUAGCAUUGGUGAAGGACAUCCGAGAACAGGACGGCCCUACACCUGGCUCUGCUUGUGUCAUCUAUCGUCUUCUCGGCACUUUUUAUCACGAACGCUACUUAAAUCUCCAUGGCGAACAGGCUGCACGACUCAAUCGAGAGCAAUCAAUUUAUCGGGAGAGAAAUAGAUCGCUAUUUAUCAAGAUCAUGUCGCCAUUUCUACUUUAUGCACCAGAAAAUCAUUUAAGAAAGCUGCUAAAAAUAUCCGUGGAUUCUUUGGUCAAUCAGUCCUCCUGGUUCCAGUUUCUUCAGAAAAUGACGGAUGAAUGGAAGGAGUUGACUCUAUACGCAACCGUGUUAUUGAAUGCUAAUGUCGCCUUCCUGGCAAUCCAGAGCGUCGAUAAUGCUGCAACCAAUGGACAUCGUUCAAAUGCUCAGCGAGCCAGCUAUUUCUCGAUCGUCACCAGUAUCGGGGCUAUCAUUCUUGGCUUGCUCUUAGUGCGACAACAUCAUACCACCCUUACUCCAAGUUUUUUGGUCAACCGGAGUAUCUCUGGCCUUGGGCUUGAAACCUUGUCGGUGAUGUACAGCCUUCCGUAUGCUUUCUUGAUGUGGGGAACACUUGCGUUCCUUGCCGCCUUUUCCUUCACGUGCUAUUCCUCUGGCGACAAGAUCGUCAUGGUCCUCAUUAGCAUCGCAUGGGUGGCAAGUUGCGUUCUUCUUUUGUGGACAAUUUCUGUUUCAUUUGAAGAUCAACCUUACUACUACUCAUGGCCUGCUCGACUGUGGUGGCGAUUCGCAAAGUUUAUUCGCCAGCAGUAUAAUGCAGGCCUCGAAAGGAUAACUCGCCCGCACAACAAGGAGGACGCUUCUCCUGCAUAA